This is a messenger RNA of Acaulospora morrowiae, 259 nucleotides long. The record is from the annotation of a GenBank genome assembly. NCBI's taxonomy places the organism in Eukaryota, Fungi, Glomeromycota, Glomeromycetes, Diversisporales, Acaulosporaceae.
GCACGUGGGAUCAGAAGACUCAAAUGUUUGUGGAUAGUAGAGGGAAUCCAAGCUCAUUCGAUAGCAUUCCCUCGGCCUUUUGGUUCGUCAUGGUUACCAUUACGACGACCGGUUAUGGUGAUAUGGUUCCAACAACAUUUGUUGGAAAAUUAAUUGCCUUUCCCGCAAUGAUGUGCGGAAUUCUGCUAAUCGCGUUACCCUCAAUCAUUGUCGGAAGAAACUUUACCUUAGUUUGGGAGGCAAUGCGACAAUACCGUCG